CUUCUCUGGUAAGUUAAGAGCUUUUUCUUGUCCUAAAAAGCUUGCUCAACACUUAUACUUAAAAAGCAGAAAAAGAAAAGAAAAACUUAGCAAUUUGCAUCUUCACGGAUCCCAUUUCAAAGAUUUUCCAGCCACUGCAUUUAAAGUUUGAGCUUCAUCUGUUUUAAUGAUUGAAAGGCAAUUUCAAGAACAGAGUAUUAGAGAAAUUUCAAGCACAGUGUAGAUAUGGAUGUCAACAAAACUAAAGAUUUACAUGCAUGCAGCCGGAAAGUCGCCUCUGUUGUAGAACACAGAGUUCGUUUAUCCUGGUGGGAAGUGCCUGAUGCUGUCCUCGAGUGGUUACAUGGAACCGGUUUUGAAAAUUUAGCUGAGCUUAUUAAUUUCGAAGCAUCCAACCCAUUAAGCAGUCUGGCAACUGCGUUGGUUCAACUGUAUGAUGUUGAUAAAAGAUGUUUUGUGUUCAACGGUUUGGAGUUAUUUUUUGGUUUAGAAGAUGUACUGAAGAUAUUCGGGUUACCUAUAGAUGGUAAACCGGUUAUCAGAAAUGAUGGAAGUGAUGAAGAGUUUGUGGAAAAAUAUUUAGGAGUGACAAUAGAAGACGGUAUAGAGCUUAUGACUGGAGGGAUUCGUCCUAUAACCCUCAAGACAAAAUUCCAAAACUCUGAUUAUCCGAGUAUUCAAUAUAUUAGAGCGUAUGUACUGUACAUAAUAGGUUGUUUAAUAGCUCCUGGAGACUACACUGUUCCCGGACAUUAUUUGGCUUUGUUAGAAGAUGUUGAUAAAAUCAAAGACUAUGCGUGGGGAGCAGCCAUGCUAACAAACCUCCACAGGGGUCUUGAAUCUGCCAAAAAAAGCAGUACGCCAAGUCUUGGACACAGUCUUUUUCUGAUGAUAUUUAUAUUAGAGCACAUUCCGAAAGUUGUUAGAAAGCUCAAUAUAGACACUAGUAAGGUGCCAUCAGCAAGCUUUCCCUUGGUGCUAAGGUGGUUUGAUCAGCUGACAGAACUGUCCGAGAAUCACUCCUCCGUGCCGUCUGAUUCCCAACUGCUUGCAUUGUUUAGUCAGCUAACACAUGAUGAAAUCAUAUGGUCUCCAUAUAAUGGUCUAUCUGUCCCGGCCCCAUACAAUGAGCAAGUUCCUAUGGGUUGUUCUCUGACCUCCAUUUUAUGUAUGGAGAACUCGGUUUUGCAUGAUCCUACACUCAGAGCUGAUGUGGAUCGUCCUUCUGAGAGGAUCUCCUUGUACCGUGAGAAACUCCUUUGUGUUCAUAGAUUAUCUAGGACGAAGGAAAUGAAAAAUUGGUGUGAGAUACAUGUUGAAUUUUUGAAGCAUUGGGAUCAGCGUAAGGAUUACUUGGUGAAUCUGAUCGAUGCAGAGGAGUACGUUUCACAACAACAGAAUUUUGAAGGGCAAGAAAAAGAUGAGAGCCCUUCUAAAGAGGCAGAGAGGGAAAUAUUACCGGCUGGCUCGCCGGAGAUCCUUGCAAAUGACAUGCCAGAACCUACUAUUAACAUCACCAAACACUCCCCUGCAAUCCAUGGCUCAAGUAAGAAACCUUUCACUGAUGUUAUGCUAGAUGAUACAACGUCUUCCACACCACCACUUUCAUCUGAUGAAGAUGCCCUACCUUUAUCAUCUUUGCGGAAGAUUAGGAAAAGGAGCGAAGCAUCAGUUGGAGGAGACUCAAGUUGUGACGACUCCAAAAUAGAUGAGGUAGAACAGUUCUUUGCACAUCUCCCGACACAAAUCGAACAAGCUCGAUCCCCGGGAAUUGAUGUUAAAUCACCUACAUUUAAAAAGCCCCGUCAUUCGGCACAAGUACUUAACAGAACCAAAGCUGAAGUUCAGAAGUUGCUUAUGAUGCCUUUGCACGAAGUGGUUCUCCCUGUUAAUUUUUCGGCUUUGAUGGCUGCCCUUCCUAUAUAUGCAGCAUUGCCUCAUCUCUCGGCUGAGAAAAUAGAUGCUCUGAAGGAACUCAAAGAGAAUCUUCAAUCCCUAUUUUUUGAUUUUCAUACGGCGAAGAAGCAGCAAGAGGAGUGUAAUAGUAAGGCUUGCCAGAAGGUAAUCCUAAUCCACGAACUCACUAAAGGGCAGGAGCUUUACAAUGAUGUCAAACAUCGUCUCAAUAAACUUGACACGUCUAUGAAUUCCAUCAGAAGUCAAAUUUCAGAGUUGAAGGUGAGUCUAGAAGAAGCAAAGAUGAAAAGGAGAGACAUUCAGGAAGAAGGAUUAAAUUUGAAAAACACAUAUUCUGCCAAGUUAGCUUCAUUGGCAGAAUUGGAAGCAGAAUUUCUUGAUUUAAGGAAAGAGUUGGCUGAUUCUCAGAUUAGCCAAGCAGAGGUUAGUUGGCAAGACUACAAACAAAAGUUAGUUGGUUUAGGAUUGUAAGUUGUCAAGACUUCUUCCAUGUGAAUUUUGAAAAGAACUGUUGUAAGUAUGCAUGUACAUAUCUUUCGCUAUCUCAACUUGCUCUUGGGGAAUAAGCUUAACUUAAGUUCGUACCAUUUCUUGAUCUUGCCCUUGUUAUCCUUGGGCAGGGGCCUAUAUUGCUUCAAUUUUAUCGGAUGUCUUGACUGGGACCUGAACUUGAGUUUGUAAAUUUGGUA
This is a messenger RNA of Lycium barbarum (goji berry), 2606 nucleotides long. RefSeq lists its product as uncharacterized. The transcript has 7 exons. The coding region runs from base 226 to 2388 and encodes 720 amino acids. Lineage: Eukaryota; Viridiplantae; Streptophyta; Magnoliopsida; Solanales; Solanaceae. The record is from RefSeq and is a predicted model, not a curated record.